AUGGACGAGGUGAGCUUUCUUCGCAACGCGCUACACGCUGCAGAUCAAAGUGCCGAGGAGUUUCAAGCUGCUCGACGAGCUCGAGCGCGGCCAGAAGGGUUCGGUCAGCGAACCGUAUUUGAGAACAGGAUCUACUGUCUCGAAGUGUACUGCGGCGAGCAAUACCCGGACGUGCCGCCGGUGGUCAAGUUCCUGACGCGCAUCAACCUGCCGGGAGUUGACCAGUCUGGCAACGUCAUGGCAAGCCACUUCCCCGGUCUCAAGAACUGGAAGCGCACAAGCUCCAUAGAGACCGUGCUAGUGGACAUCCGGCGUCACAUGGCCAUGCCAGCCAACAGGCGCCUGCCGCAACCCGAGGAAGGUGAUUGCUAUUGA
This is a messenger RNA of Babesia ovata, 375 nucleotides long. RefSeq names its product ubiquitin-conjugating enzyme. Bases 1 to 375 code for a protein of 124 amino acids. Gene Ontology annotation, biological process: protein K63-linked ubiquitination; DNA damage tolerance. Gene Ontology annotation, cellular component: nucleus. Lineage: Eukaryota; Apicomplexa; Aconoidasida; Piroplasmida; Babesiidae. The transcript has 3 exons. The record is from RefSeq and is a predicted model, not a curated record.